Molecule: messenger RNA, 2415 nt
Organism: Neoarthrinium moseri
Lineage: Eukaryota; Fungi; Ascomycota; Sordariomycetes; Amphisphaeriales; Apiosporaceae
Exons: 6
Coding region: 1-2415 (804 amino acids)
Biological process (GO): transmembrane transport
Molecular function (GO): oligopeptide transmembrane transporter activity
Source: RefSeq, a predicted model, not a curated record
AUGGGCUUCUUCCGCCGCAAAGGAGCUGUGGAGGAGGUGCUCCCCGUCCAGUCAGCCGAGGGCGAGGGGACCACGACCGGCUAUGAGGGCGACAACCAGGCUGUCGACGCGGCUAACGCCGACAAGCACAUCAGGCGGCUGAAGGACCAGCACAGAUUCGACCCCUUCAUGGAGAUUGAAAAGCUCGAUGCCAUUGACUCGGCCAUUGAAACCGGCAAUGGCGAAAAGGAGUUCGCUGUCGAGUCGUCGCUCAUCGGCGAGAACUCGCCUUACGCCGAAGUGCGCACCGCGGUCCCGAACACCGAUGAUCCUGAGAUGUAUGUGGACACGAUCCGCGCUUGGACCAUUGGGUUCAUCACUUGCACCGUUGUGGCUGCCAUGAACCUGCUCAUGGGUCAGCACUACACUGGCUUGGUCAUUCAGAGCUCCGUUGUCCAGCUGGUCGCGUAUCCCAUGGGCAAGGGCUGGGCCAAGUUCAUGCCUAACAUUCAUAUCUUUGGCGUUCCAUUGAACCCUGGCCCCUUCAACAAGAAGGAGCACACGAUCGUUACCAUGAUGACGGCCGCUGGUGCUGCCAUGAGUUAUGCUUUCGACAUUCUACUGGCACAACAGGAGUUCUAUGGACAAUAUUGGGGUUGGGGCUUCCAAAUCCUCCUUACCAUUUCAACCCAAGCUAUGGGUUUCGGCAUGGCUGGAUUGCUCCGUCGCUUCCUUAUCUGGCCUGCCGCUAUGGUCUGGCCUGCAACACUCAUCACCUGCACGAUCAUGGACUCGCUUCACGACCACCGACCGACCGACCCAUCCAAGUCCAACGGCUGGACCAUUGGUCGUUACAGGUUCUUCCUGAUUGUGGCAGCAUCUGCGUUUGGUUGGCACUGGAUCCCCUUCGUGAUUGCCCCAUUCCUGUCCUACCUGGGCAAUUUCCCAACUUGGGCUGCUCCGGACAAUCUCGCAGUCAACCAGGUCUUCGGUGGUGUACACGGCCUUGGCAUAAUUCCCUUGUCCCUCGACUGGACAAUUCCUACUGGUUGGUUCCUGAGUCCUCUUCAGUACCCCUCCUUCUCCCUGAUCAACAUGGGAUUCGGAGGACUGAUCUUCCUUCUCGGAAUUGUCGGCAUUGGAUUCGCUGGUGAGGAUUUCAACAAGUACCUGCCUCUGCUCUCGAAUACCAACUACGAUCAUUUCGGUGAGAAGUACAACACUACUCGUGUUGUGAGCCCGGAUCUUACUCUGGAUGUGGACGCCUACAAGGAGUAUUCGCCUCUUUUCAUCGGUCCUGCAUUCUCACUUGCCUACGGCAUGGGUUUUGCGACCUUGAUCUCUACCCUCGUGCACGUCGCCCUCUUCUACGGCAAGGAUAUCUGGCAUCGCGUCAGGAACGCGAAGUACGAGGAGCCUGACGUCCAUCUCAAGCUGAUCCGAAAAUACAAGGAAGCCCCAGAGUGGUGGUUCCUCAGCAUUUUCCUCGUCUCGUUUGGCUUUGGUAUGGCUGCGGCAGUUGCAUGGGAAACCCACCUGCCGUGGUGGGCAUACAUUGUUACCAUCUUGAUCGGAACCUUCUUCGUUCUCCCUGUCGGCACGAUCCAGGCUGUCACCAACUCUCAGACUGGUCUCAACGUCAUCACCGAGAUGAUUGUCGGUUAUAUGCUGCCCGGCCGACCGGUUGCCAUGAUGCUGUUCAAGUCUUUUGGCUACAUGUUCGCCUACAACGCCCUUCAAUAUGUCUCUGACAUGAAGGUUGGACAUUAUAUGAAGGUCCCUCCUCGCUCUAUGUUCCGUGCCCAGUUGUUUGCUGUCCUAUGGUUGUCUAUUGUCCAAGUUUGUACUUUCAACUGGCUGAUGGGUAACCUGCCGGACGUAUGUACCGAGGACCAACCCCAGGGAUUCACCUGUGCUGGAGCCCGCACAUUCUUCAACGCCAGCGUUAUUUGGGGUCUGAUUGGCCCCAAGAGGAUGUUUGGCGCUGGCUCGAUGUUCGCCUGGACCAACUGGUUCUGGCUCAUUGGCGCCAUCUGCCCCUGCAUUCAGUUCUACUUUGCCCGGAAGUACCCCAAGAGCAUCGCUCGCUACAUCUUCUUCCCGGCUGUCUUUGGCGUUUCUGGCAUGAUCCCGCCAGCAACCCUCUUCCAGCUUCUGUGUUGGCUGACCAUUGGUCUCACCUUCAACGUCGUCGUCAAGCGCAACUACUUCGGCUGGUGGACCAGGUACACUUACGUCCUGUCAGGUGCUAUGGAUAUUGGUACUGCCUUGUGCCUCGUGCUUUUCGCCGUGGGCAUUGGUAUCUCCCAGUCGUCCUUCCCUGCGUGGUGGGGAACUACGGGCUAUGCUGAGACCCUAGACCAGACAGCGAGCGCGGUGAUCAAGACACUCGGCGACGGCGAGUACUUCGGCCCGCCCCCUGGUUCCUGGUCUUAG